AUGCCAGCAAACAUGACAAUGUUAGCGGACCAUCCAGCCCGGCAACUGCUGGACUUCAGCCAGAAGUUGGAUAUCAAUCUACUUGACAACGUGGUGAACUCCAUGUAUUAUGAUGUGGGAUCCCAGCAACGGUUGGCGCAGGAAGUUCUCACUAAUCUUAAGGAUCACCCUGAUGCCUGGACAAGAGUCGACACCAUCCUGGAGUUCUCACAGAAUAUGAAGACCAAAUACUAUGCGCUUCAGAUCCUUGAAACUGUAAUCAAAACACGCUGGAAAAUUCUACCGAGAAACCAGUGUGAAGGAAUUAAGAAGUAUGUUGUUGGGCUGAUAAUAAAGACUUCCUCUGAUCCUUCAGUCAUUGAGAAGGAGGGAGUUUACAUUGCAAAGCUGAACAUGAUUCUGGUGCAGAUCCUGAAACAGGAAUGGCCCAAGCACUGGCCCACGUUCAUCAGUGAUAUAGUGGGAGCCAGCCGCACCAGCGAGAGCCUGUGUCAGAACAACAUGGUUAUCCUGAAGCUCCUCAGUGAGGAGGUGUUUGACUUUUCCAGCGGCCAGAUGACCCAGGUGAAAGCCAAACACCUGAAGGACAGCAUGUGCAAUGAAUUUUCUCAGAUCUUUCAGCUUUGCCAGUUUGUCAUGGAAAAUUCCCAGAAUGCCCCUUUGGUCCAUGCCACUCUGGAAACGCUUCUGCGUUUUCUGAAUUGGAUUCCCCUGGGCUACAUUUUCGAGACCAAACUCAUUAGUACUCUGGUGUACAAGUUCCUGAACGUUCCGAUGUUUCGUAAUGUCACUCUGAAGUGUCUGACAGAGAUCGCUGGCGUGAGCGUCAGCCAGUACGAGGAGCAGUUUGUCAGUCUCUUCACUCUUACCAUGAUGCAGCUAAAACAGAUGCUCCCGUUGAACACAAACAUCCGGCUGGCGUACGCUAACGGAAAGGACGACGAGCAGAAUUUCAUCCAGAAUCUCAGCCUGUUCCUCUGCACCUUCCUCAAGGAACACGGGCAGCUCAUCGAGAAGAGGCUCAACCUCAGAGAAACCCUGAUGGAGGCUCUGCACUACAUGCUGUUGGUGUCUGAGGUGGAGGAGACGGAGAUUUUCAAGAUUUGCCUGGAGUAUUGGAACCACCUGGCCGCUGAGCUCUACAGAGAGAGUCCCUUCUCCACCUCCACUUCGCCGCUUCUCUCCGGCAGCCAGCACUUUGACGUGCCUCCCAGAAGACACCUCUAUCUGCCUGUUCUCUCCAAGGUGCGUCUACUGAUGGUGAGCCGCAUGGCUAAACCAGAGGAGGUGCUGGUGGUGGAGAACGACCAGGGGGAGGUGGUCAGGGAGUUCAUGAAGGACACCGACUCCAUCAACCUCUAUAAGAACAUGAGGGAGACGCUCGUGUACCUGACCCAUCUGGACUAUGCAGAUACAGAGCGUAUAAUGACAGAAAAACUGCACAAUCAGGUGAAUGGGACAGAGUGGUCCUGGAGAAACCUCAACACACUGUGCUGGGCCAUCGGCUCCAUCAGCGGAGCCAUGCACGAGGAGGACGAGAAGAGGUUCCUGGUCACGGUCAUUAAGGACUUGCUGGGUCUGUGUGAGCAGAAGAGAGGAAAGGACAACAAGGCCAUCAUCGCCUCUAACAUCAUGUACAUUGUUGGCCAGUACCCACGAUUCCUCAGGGCCCACUGGAAGUUUCUCAAGACUGUUGUCAACAAACUCUUUGAGUUUAUGCAUGAGACUCACGAUGGGGUUCAGGACAUGGCGUGUGACACCUUCAUUAAGAUUGCUCAGAAAUGCAGAAGGCAUUUUGUGCAGGUGCAGGUUGGAGAGGUUAUGCCUUUCAUCGACGAGAUCCUCAACAACAUCAACACCAUCAUCUGUGACCUGCAGCCGCAGCAGGUGCACACAUUCUACGAGGCGGUGGGUUAUAUGAUUGGAGCUCAGACAGACCAGGCAGUGCAGGAACACCUUAUAGAGAAAUACAUGCUGUUGCCCAAUCAGGUGUGGGACAGCAUCAUCCAACAGGCUACCAAGAACGUGGACAUCUUGAAGGACCCAGAGACAGUGAGGCAGCUGGGCAGUAUUCUGAAGACCAACGUCAGGGCCUGUAAGGCAGUGGGCCAUCCCUUCGUGGUCCAGCUGGGCCGCAUUUACCUGGACAUGCUCAACGUCUACAAGUGCCUGAGUGAGAACAUCUCCUCCGCCAUUCAGACCAACGGAGAGAUGGUGACGAAGCAGCCGUUGAUCAGGAGCAUGCGCACAGUGAAGAGAGAGACGCUGAAACUCAUCUCAGGCUGGGUUAGCCGCUCAAACGACCCACAAAUGGUUGCAGAGAACUUUGUCCCACCCUUGUUGGAGGCAGUUCUGAUUGACUAUCAGCGAAACGUACCGGCUGCUAGGGAACCGGAGGUUCUCAGCACCAUGGCAACCAUUGUCAACAAGCUCGGAGGACAUAUCACAGGAGAAAUCCCCAAGAUUUUCGACGCCGUCUUCGAAUGCACGUUGAACAUGAUCAACAAAGACUUUGAGGAGUUCCCGGAGCACAGGACUAACUUCUUCUACCUGCUGCAGGCAGUCAACUCUCAAUGUUUCCCAGCUUUCCUGUCCAUCCCCCCGGCCCAGUUUAAACUGGUGCUGGACUCCAUCAUCUGGGCCUUCAAACACACCAUGAGGAACGUGGCUGACACAGGUCUGCAGAUUCUCUACACUCUGCUGCAGAACGUGGCACAGGAGGAGGCGGCGGCACAGAGUUUCUAUCAGACGUACUUCUGCGACAUCCUUCAGCAUAUCUUCUCCGUCGUCACGGAUACGUCUCACACGGCCGGUUUGACGAUGCAUGCGUCCAUCUUGGCGUACAUGUUCAACCUUGUUGAGGAAGGCAAAAUAAGCAUAGCGCUAAACACAGGCACCGCCAUGAACAACCAGGGCUACGUGCAGGAAUAUGUGGCCAAUCUCCUCAAAACUGCUUUCCCUCAUCUACAAGAUGCCCAAGUGAAGGUAUUUGUCACAGGACUGUUCAGCUUGAACCAGGACAUUCCUGCGUUUAAAGAGCACCUUAGAGAUUUCCUAGUGCAGAUUAAGGAGUUUGCUGGCGAGGAUUCGGCGGACCUGUUCCUGGAGGAGAGGGAGGCGGCUCUCCGCCAAGCUCAGGAGGAGAAACACAAGCUCCAGAUGUCUGUACCUGGAAUCCUCAACCCUCACGAACUCCCCGAGGAGAUGUGUGACUGAGCAGCCAAUAUCACAACAACAUGUACAGUUUUUCACAAAAGCGCAAAAGAAAAACUUCAAAAAACAAGGAGCAGUUGCAUCUCCUUGAUCAAAAGUGAGAUUGAGAGUGUGUGUAUGUGUGUGAGUGUGUGUGUGUGUGUGGUGUGUACAUUUACCAGUAUGAAGAAGAAAAGGACUCUGAAUUUCGGUUAUUCGUCGACCAAAUCAAUGCCAAUGUGUAAAGGAG
This is a messenger RNA of Chanos chanos (milkfish), 3442 nucleotides long. RefSeq names its product exportin 1 (CRM1 homolog, yeast) a (gene xpo1a). NCBI's taxonomy places the organism in Eukaryota, Metazoa, Chordata, Actinopteri, Gonorynchiformes, Chanidae. The record is from RefSeq and is a predicted model, not a curated record. Gene Ontology annotation, cellular component: nucleus; cytoplasm. The transcript is spliced from 24 exons. The coding region runs from base 1 to 3216 and encodes 1071 amino acids. Gene Ontology annotation, biological process: ribosomal small subunit export from nucleus; protein export from nucleus; ribosomal large subunit export from nucleus. Gene Ontology annotation, molecular function: nuclear export signal receptor activity; small GTPase binding.